AUGCUUUUGGAAGGGGAUCUAGGGUUUUUCUACAGAGUGGUGGCUGCGGCUCUGGUGGUUCUGAUUGCCCCUGUGGGCUGGUUGGUGGUCCGCGGGAAAUGGAGGCACAAAGUGGACAGGAAGGAAGAGAUCAGGAGACUUCUGGCCUUGGCCUCCGAUGAGGCAGCUAGAGCUGAGUUUGAGGCUGCCGCUGGCUACAGCUAUGUUUAUAGCUAUGGCUCUCCCGUGAUGGCCGAGCCUGAGGAGGACACAGUGGUUUCUGUGUCAGGAUCAUCGCCCUUGCGGCAAUCUCAGUAUCAGUGUGAGGUGUGCUUUUCUCCAACUACAACGCGCUGCAAGCAGUGUAAAGCUGUUCAUUACUGCUCUGGAAAAUGUCAAAUAAUCCAUUGGCGACAAGGUCACAAGGAUGAGUGCCGUCCAUGUAAUAUCACUCACCAGAACAUGGACGUGGGUGUCCAUUCUUGUCGUAAGGAGUUUAAGCAAGAUGAGGUUGAAAGUAGUGGUAAUGUUAUCAGGAGUCAAGGAAAGAAUCUUGCAAAACCAGUUGACUCAUCUUUUGGAGAAUCUACAUUUAUAAAACCCAGUCUUCGUGAGGUACCUAAUGGGAAAGGUGGUACUGAAGUUGAGAAGGUUGUUGAUGAGAAACAAAAAGAUGUAACUUUCAUGUCAUCAGUUCACUCACUUCCUGAUGAAUAUUCACCGUCCUCCGUUUUGGUGGAAUUGUCUGUCGCUUCAGGUGGAAACUCAAAUGACUCUUGUAGAUAUGAUGGGAAGACUACCUGCGCUAACAUGGAGAGAAGGAGACUCUCAUUGGAGCAACCUAUCGUGUCUGAUUUUACUGAUGAUGUUGCUACAAAUAAACCAAACCAGUUCAAGACUAGCUGUAGUAUUGAUUCACAUAAUAGCAGCGAAUCAUCAACUUCAUUGGGUUGGACUGGCACGGGCUUGGAAGAGCACUCACUUUCUGAACCUACUACGCCCUCUUCUGGUUUUUGGGAGGGAUCAAUUGAUGCACUUGAUGAAUGUGGUCGUGUUAACGUACCGGAUUCUCUUUGUUCUGGAACCUUUUCUACUGCAGCUAGAAUUAAUGUUCAUACUGUGGAAGGACCAAGUUCUGAUGCAAAUAGAAAUAUGGCAGGUGAUCCUCUUCCAGCUACAUCAGUGUCCAAAAAGUUGACGGAUGAAGCUCCAAUAUCGAAAGAAGCAAGUCCAUAUGCAUCCAGCUCUGAAAAGAAUUUGCAAAGUAGAGAUGUUACAAGAGAUAGUGGUUUGCAAUCGCCGACACCUGAUAUGUUAAAUAGUAGGGUUGACAACACAAGCAAUAUUUCACAGGCUCCGAAAUUUCAUGAAGUUGAUUGUCUGACAUCUAAAGUUGCUGGAGCUCAUUUCUUUUCUGGCACCAGGAAGCUUACUGUUCCUAAUGUGCAGUCCAUGAAGAUUGACUGCACUCAUGGGAUUGAUGCUUGUUCUUCAGAGUGUGGUUGUCAUUCAGAAAAUGCUAGGAUUGACUUGAAUAAAUCAGCGAGGACUUUGGACCCACUCAGAGAUUCUAAAUUAAUGUGGCAUAGUUCGUUAGGCUCUCGAAGUGAUGUUAUGGGAAGAUUCAAGGGGCUGUUUCCUUAUGACCUCUUUGUGAAGCUUUACAAUUGGAAUAAGGUUGAAUUACAUCCACGUGGACUCAUAAAUUGUGGAAACAGCUGUUAUGCAAAUGCUGUGCUUCAAUGUUUGACAUUCACACCACCCCUCACAGCUUAUUUUCUCCAAGGACUCCAUUCAAAAGCAUGUGAAAAAAAAGAAUGGUGCUUCACUUGUGAGUUUGAAUCUCUUGUUUCAAAGGCCAGGGAAGGUCUUUCUCCUCUCUCGCCCAUUAGGAUAAUAUCUAAGUUACAGAACAUAGGAAGUCAUCUGGCUAAUGGGAGGGAAGAAGAUGCUCAUGAAUUUCUUAGAUGUGCAAUCGAAUCCAUUCAAUUUGUCUGCCUGAAGGAAUCUGGGAUUAAGGAACCAAGACCUUUGGAUGAAGAAACAACUCUCAUGGGGCUCACUUUUGGGGGUUACCUCCGAUCAAAGAUUGAGUGCAUGAGGUGCGGAGGCAAAUCUGAGCGUCACGAAAGAAUGAUGGAUCUUACUGUUGAGAUAGGAGGAGAUAUAGGAACCCUGGAAGAGGCCAUAGAGCAAUUCACUCGCACCGAGACUUUAGAUGGUGAAAAUAAGUAUAGCUGCAGCAGAUGUAGAUCAUAUCAGAAGGCCAAAAAGAAGUUGAGAGUACUGGAGGCCCCUAAUGUCCUCACUAUUGUUCUAAAGAGAUUUCAGACCAACAAAUUUGGGAAGCUGAAUAAGAGAAUUAAGUUUCCAGAAAUUCUGAAUAUGGCCCCGUAUAUGAGCGGGACAAGUGACAAAUCCCCAAUUUACCAACUUUACGGAGUAGUAGUGCACUUGGAUGUUAUGAAUGCUACAUUCUCCGGUCACUACGUGUCUUAUAUAAAGAAUAACCAGGGCAGGUGGUUUAAAGCUGAUGAUAGCACUGUGCAAGUUGUGGAACUUGAAAAGGUUUUGAUGAAAGACGCAUACAUGCUUCUCUAUGCAAGGUGUUCACCACGUGCCCCAAGACUAAUAAGGAGUUCAAUAGUUCCUUGUGAUACAAGAGAAGCAAAACAUCCGACAUGUAAGUCAAGAGCUCACUCAGCGGAUCGACAGGAUGUUUCUACAGGCAAAUUGAAUGUUCAGACCUGCAAUGACUUUCCCUUUAAUUGCACGAGUUUCCAGCCAAUUCAGAGAAUUUUGGAAGAGGACUGUUGGAGCGAGAGUUCGUCUUUCUUCUCUGAAGUUGGUUCUUACAGUACAGACAGCACUAACAUGGAAUCAACAAGCACUGAUGACAAUUUUGAUCAAAUAUUUGGCGAUAAUGGAAUCUGUUGGAAUAGAUCAUGGGGGAACUCCACAGAUUCUGACACAGCAUCGUCAUCAUCCUCUCCAUCUCGAUUGCAUUCUAGGCAUUCUCCAAUUGCCGAUUUCGACUGCAGCUCUUCCGGAUAUCCCGAGAAAUGUUGUCCUUGUGCAGAAUCAGUGGUGGAUCAUCAUGGUUUUUGUUCAGGCGAGGGGAGAGGAUCUCUUUCACGUCUUGAACAGUGUAGAAAGUUAGUCGAUAGAUGUAGUAGUUGUAGGGAGCCAAACUCCAAUAAAUUACGAUGGAAUUAUGAUAACGCUAAAUGUAGUAGUAUAUCUUGUUUAAGAAGAUCCACGAGGGAGAGAGUUGAUUGA
This is a messenger RNA of Fraxinus pennsylvanica, 3258 nucleotides long. Lineage: Eukaryota; Viridiplantae; Streptophyta; Magnoliopsida; Lamiales; Oleaceae. The record is from the annotation of a GenBank genome assembly.